Mizuhopecten yessoensis (Yesso scallop) is the source of this 655-nucleotide messenger RNA. RefSeq names its product centrosomal protein of 290 kDa-like. Lineage: Eukaryota; Metazoa; Mollusca; Bivalvia; Pectinida; Pectinidae. The annotation marks the transcript as partial. The transcript has 5 exons. The record is from RefSeq and is a predicted model, not a curated record.
GGGGAGUAUGGAUUGGCUGAAGCUGUUGCAGAGAUCAAGGAAGGCAAUAAUCAGAUCAAAGUUAGGGACAGACAAAUUGAGGAGUUGACUCAGUACAUCAACAAAGUUGAGAUGAAGAUAAACGAUAUGGAGGAGGAGAACGAGGAUCUACGAUACAGACUUGGCCUUGACCCUCGGGAGCCCCUCGACCUCACACAGUUCAGGAAAAACAAGGCGACCAGGAAAGAGGAGGAGAAAGCUCUCAACUUUAUACUUCAGCGGGAGGUGGAAAAACUUGAAGAUGAGAGGGUAGUUUUAAAGAAGAAGAUCCGAAAGCUUGCUCAGCAAACAGGACAGAGAGCCGUAGCUCUGGGUCUGACUGCAGAAGACAUGAUGGCUGUGGCCGACUUCCAGGAGGAGCUCAAAGCGACGCGCGUCAAAAACGCCGAGGCUACAUCCACAGGGGCGCAGAUCAGACGGGAGGUUGAGAGCGAGGAGACGCAGUUGAGACAUCGGGAGGCUGGCGACGAGUUCCGAGAGAACAUGCGAGAAAUGGACAAACUAUACAGAGAGAAUGCACAGUUCAAGGCCAAGGUCGAGCAGCUGGAAAACGACAACCGACAGCUGGAAGGCGGGCUCAAGGAAGUCCUGGAGAAUCUUCAGAAGUACAAACCAG